This is a messenger RNA of Drosophila obscura, 3592 nucleotides long. RefSeq names its product neprilysin-1 (gene Nep1). Bases 605 to 3253 code for a protein of 882 amino acids. The transcript is spliced from 9 exons. Gene Ontology annotation, biological process: protein processing. Gene Ontology annotation, molecular function: metalloendopeptidase activity. The record is from RefSeq and is a predicted model, not a curated record. Gene Ontology annotation, cellular component: plasma membrane. Lineage: Eukaryota; Metazoa; Arthropoda; Insecta; Diptera; Drosophilidae.
AGUCGCGCAGCCCAAUGAGCACUCAACGCGCAUCCGAGAAUAGUAGAGCAUCGAGAGGAAAUCAAUUGCACACUCGCACCGGAAGCCACGUUUUUACGCUGUUUUCACCCCUCCCAUUUCGGUUUCGAUUCGGUUCGGUUCGAAUUUUGUUUUGUUCAUGUCCCGCCACAGUUUCGGUGGGCUCCUUUAGCGCAUUUCUGGCUGCCAUAUGGAGCCGGUGUCGGCCAAUGUCAACCGCAGCAGCAGCAGCAACAGCAACAGCAGCAGUAAAAACAGGAGCCGCAUCACGCACGUGUCGAUGACCAAAAGUUUUGCGCCAAAACUGAGGCUGAAGUGCCAUCGACGCUGAUGUCGCAGUCACAGCCAGCGUCGCUGCCGUUGUGAACCGUGCGUGGAGCUACCAAGUCAAAGCCAGCGGCCGACAGCUUUCCAUCAACAUAAUCGGAGAUUACUAACCGUGAGCCGUGAAACACCACAGGCACAAAGCCAUAAAUCAAUAGGGCUCGUACGGUCCCGUCCCGUCGGUGUAUCAGCCCCCAGCAGAUAAGGAGCUGGAAGCGACGCCAGAGCCGGGCAGUAUUUGGCAGUGUCGCCGCCGACCGAUAUGUUGGCCACGCCGAGCGGCGGCGCAGCGCCCGCUAAUGUUCUCGCAACCGCUCCAGCCCCCGGUCCCGUAUCCGUAUCCGCCGUAUCGGUGCCCCCAGCAGUCGCCGCAUCCCUGGCCAGUCCGGAGAAGCCCCUGAACAAUGGCUACCUGCAGGCGAAUGCUAUGGACGAGCUAAAUGCCACCGUGGUGUCGCCUCUGCUCGGCCAGCAGCAGCAGCAGCAGCAGGCUCAGUUGCAGCCACAGUUACAACAUCAGCAGCAACAGCAGAACAAGCUGCCAACGGUAGUUUUCCUCAGUCCGGAUGGAAGCGGUGGCGUGGGCAUUGGCAGCGCCCUGCAACGGAAUCCCAUCUCAGGUGCAAGCAUACCCCCGGCCACCGCCUGGAGCCGCACCAGCGACUGGCUGCUGAAGGAAUCACAGCAGCGACGCCGCCUCCUGAUCCUGGCCAUCGCCUUCACCGUUUUGGGAGCUGCCAUCGGUGCGCUGGCUAUCUACUUUGCCAGCGUCCAUCAGCGCUGCCAGCUGUAUCCCCGCUCCGUGGACGCCGCCGAGUCUGCAGCAGGCAAUGCCAGAUGGGGCCUGGGCAAGGCCCACGAGGAGCAGGACAACAUUUGCAUGACUCAGGAAUGCGUGCGAACAGCGGCUUCCCUGCUCUCGGCCAUGGACAUGACGGCCGAUCCCUGCGAGGACUUUUUCCAGUAUGCAUGCGGCACCUGGAACAAGGUACAUCCCAUACCCGAAGAUCGUAGCUCCAUCAGCACAUUUGAGGUACUCUCCGACCAGCAGCAGGUGAUCCUGCGGGGUGUGCUCGAGGAGCCAAUCGACGAGCGCGAUAACCAGGCCACCAUCAAGGCCAAGACCUUCUUUAAGAGCUGCAUGGACAUUCCUCAGAUAAGAAAGAUCGGCUCGGGGCGGCUCAAGCAGGUGCUGAAGGCUCUCGGCGGAUGGCCGGUGAUCGAGCGUAAUUGGCAGCCACCGGCCGAUCUUUCGGUGGAGAAACUGAUGGGCCAUCUGCGGCUGAACUACAGCGAACCGGUGCUGAUUGAGCUGUAUGUGGGGGCGGAUGACAAGAACAGUUCGGUGAACAUUCUGCAGAUGGAUCAGCUGCAGUAUGCUCUGCCCUCGCGGGACUACUACCUGAAGGAGAGCAGCGCCAAUGACCGGAAGGCCUAUCAUCGCUACAUGACGCAGGUGUCGGUGCUGCUGGGUGCCAAUCCGGCCACAGCCGCUGCCGAACUGGAACAGGUGGUGCUGUUCGAGACGCAGCUGGUGAAUGUCUCGCUGGCCGAGGCGGAUCGGCAUGACACGAGCGCCGUAUACCGGAAGAUGACGCUGCCGGAGCUGCAGCAACUGGUGCCGGAGGUCAAGUGGGAGGAGUACCUCCAGACGGCCCUGGGGCCGGGCAUUCCCCUGCAGGCGGACGAGCCGCUGGUCACCUACGGCCUGCGCUAUCUCACCGAUAUGGGCAAGAUAUUGCGGCGCACCGACCGCCGCGUUGUCCACAACUAUAUGCUGUGGCGCCUGGUCAUGUCGCUGAUGACCCACAUGAUCGACGAGUAUCAGCGGGAGCGGGUGGAGUUCCGCAAGAUCCUCAUGGGCAUUCAGUCGGAGCGGACGCGCUGGUCUCAAUGCGUCGAGUGGACCAACAAGAAGCUUGGCGUGGCCGUCGGUGCCCUCUUCAUACGCGACAACUUUAACCAGGAGAGCAAGGAGGUGGCCCUCGAGAUGAUACACACCAUCCGGGUGGCAUUCAACGAGCUGCUGGCCGAGAACGACUGGAUGGACGACGAGACGCGUGCGGUGGCCAAGGAGAAGGCUGACUCUAUGAACGAGAGGAUUGGCUAUCCCGAGGUCCUCACCAAUGCCACCGAACUGGAGCAGGAGUAUGUGAAUCUGACUGUUGUGCCGGACAAUUUCAUUGACAACGUGCUGAGCAUCUUGCAGUGGGAGUCGGAGAAGGUGCUGCAUCUGCUGCGCCAACCGGUGGACAAAGAGAAGUGGACCACAGAGCCGGCGGUAGUGAAUGCUUUCUACAAUCCCAACAAGAACGAUAUAGUAUUUCCGGCGGGCAUUCUGCAGCCUUUGUUCUACAGUCAGCACUUCCCCAAGUCGCUCAACUAUGGUGGCAUUGGCGUGGUGAUUGGGCACGAGAUCACCCACGGAUUCGAUGACAAGGGGCGGCAGUUCGACAAGGAGGGCAACAUGAUGCAGUGGUGGAACAAUGCCACCAUCGAGGCAUUCCGCGAGCGCACCCAGUGCGUCAUCGAUCAAUAUUCGCGCUACAAGAUCAACGAGGUGGACAUGUUCAUGGACGGUCGGAUGACGCAGGGCGAGAACAUUGCCGACAACGGCGGCCUCAAGCAGGCCUUCAGGGCCUACAAGAAAUGGGAGAAGCUGCAUGGUCGCGAGCUGCAGCUGCCCGGCCUCAAUAUGACCCACGAUCAGCUUUUCUUUCUCAACUAUGCCCAGAUAUGGUGCGGCUCGAUGCGGCCGGAGGAUGCACUGACCAAGAUCCGCUCCUCCGUCCAUUCGCCGGGCUUUGUUCGUGUCCUGGGGCCGCUCUCGAAUUCGCGCGACUUUGCACACGCCUACAGCUGCCCCUUGGGUUGCAACAUGAAUCCCGAGGAGAAGUGCAGCGUCUGGUAGAUACACACACACAGAAGGGAACGUUGAUGUUUUUUUUUUAUAUAUUUAUAUCUCAUACUAAAUAUAGUACGAGUAGAUACCAUAUACAAUUAAUACAGUACGCUAGACGACGGAACACCACGGAGGAUGGACCACAUCUGAUUCGUAUCUCUAUUGUGUUUUUAUUUAUAUAUAUUUUUUUUUAUCUCGAUCUGUGCUCUUUUUGCUGUAUUUUUUGUUGUUGUUGUUAUAGCAGUUAUUAUGUAAUGUAAUGUAAUGUAAUGCGUAGUAACGAUGAUCCAUGUAUACCCUGCACAUACAUAUGUAUAUGCACAGAGCCCACAAGCCGCACUUCCCACA